Messenger RNA from Thlaspi arvense, 492 nucleotides. The record is from the annotation of a GenBank genome assembly. NCBI's taxonomy places the organism in Eukaryota, Viridiplantae, Streptophyta, Magnoliopsida, Brassicales, Brassicaceae.
AUGCCUCGCUGGCCUCCAUUUCCGCCGUUCGGACCACCAGGAUGCGGACAGCCGCCACCAGGAUGCGGACCGCCGCCACCAGGAUGUGGACCACCCCCGGGAAGCUGGCCGCCAGGUCCACCACCAUCCGGCUCCAUGCCACCGGGCUGGCCACCUGGUCCACCACCUCCUGGCUCCAUGCCACCGGGAUGUCCACCUGGUUGGCCAGGUGGUCCACCACCACCUGGCUCCAUGCCACCGGGCUGGCCAUCGGGCUGCAUGCCACCGGGCUGGCCACAGCCACCAGCCAAUCCAGAUCCUCCAAAACCUCCGACUAAACCUGACGUCGAACCUCCAACUAAACCUGAUGUCAAACCUCCAACUAAACCUGACGGUUCUGAUGAAGUGAAACCUCCGACAGGGUCGAAUCCUAGUGGUGGCUAUGACGAAGUGAAACCCCCGACUGGUCCUAGUCCCGGUGCAGAUUAUGAUCCAGAUCCGCCACUCUACUAA